AUGCAUAAUACAUUGCUUUUGUCCGCUUUUAUUGUAUUUUUAUCGUGUGUACACAGUGGUUUACAAGCCAGCGCCUGUAAGGACGUGAAAUACACAACGAUCGAUGAUCCCAGACGCAGUACAGCUUACACUAAAACCACGAAUCUUUGUGAUAUAGGCUUAAUACGUGAUAAUGUGUGGUAUCGGUUUUCCAGCGAGGCUGGUGGAGAAAUGCCGACGACAACGCCAAAUACGGACAGAUGUGGGACUGCUAGUCCUAUUUGGUUGCGAGGCCCUCAUCCCUCGGUUGAAGAAGGGGUUGUGAAUCGGACUGCUUGUACUAAUGUAGGAUAUGACAAUUGCCUUUCCAAAUAUUCGUAUGCCAUAAAAGUCCGAAAUUGCAGUGGUUUUUAUAUUUAUCAGCUAAAAGAGCCUAAGGAUUGCCGUUCUGUGUAUUGCGCGGGUACGUUUCUGUUUUUGUGAGGGGCAUUCAUAUUAAUAUCGCCUCAGCUAUAGUAUUUACCCUAUCCCCGCAUUUGAGCGCAUGCGCCUAUAUAGAGAAUAAUACAUGGUGCGCGGAAAUACCAGAAUUAUUUCGAGUGGUGUUGAACAUGAUAUCUAUUUUAGAGCAGCGAACGAGUGAGAUAUCAUGUUCAACACGAGAAAUAUUGUGAUUGGUGGUAUAUACAUUUUGAGUAGAACCCAUACUAAAUGAGAUUAGGAACAGGUUUUUUGGGUGUUUUUUUUUUGGGGGGGGGGGGGCUAAUUUUCAGCUAAGUUGGGGGCUGACGACAGGAAAAACAUGAACAAACUGUGACAGCGGUAGCAUAGAAAGAUAUUUAAAAUUGGGAGGGCUGAAACCUAAUGGGGUCUGGGGGGAAAUUGCUGCUCCCCUGGAAUAAUUGAGGCUUGAAAAUGCCAUUACCUUCACCCCCUAUCCCCCCCCCCCCCGUUUUGCCGUCCCUAUGCGAUGCUUCUCUGUGAAGAAAUUAAAUUACUUUUUUCAUGCAUGACUGGUAUAGAAGUUUACUUUUGUUUUCAGGUUCAAAACUACCAAACUGUACCAAUGCUCAUCCAGAAGACUACUGCCUUGGUGGGUUAGCUAUAUUAUCAAUAACCAAUAAUCAUUAUAGUAGCUAUUGCAUUUCUUGCGGGACACCCUGUGAUGCACUCAACUGGAAUAUCCAAUCCAGAUUUGUGAUGAGGUGUAAGGGACAAUGUAGACAAUAUAUUCAGGGAUUGAAAUUUGAAAUCUUCAGCACUAUGUUAGUCCACGUUUAUUCAUAAAUCUGGUCCUUCACCGUCACAUGUGUAUUGUAUUUUUGCCAAAUCCACCAGUUUCAAUUUACCCUAUUGUUCUAGUCAUGGAUAGGUAACUUUCCUAAAACAUUGCUAUUGGUUAGUUGGGCAAAAAUACAAUACACACGUGAUGGUGAAGGACCAGAUUUAUGAACAAACGUUGACCAACAUACAGUGUGUCUAAAAAAAAGUGAACCCUUUCAAAUUCGAAUUAGCUAUAACGUACUGUAGUAAUUUGACAGCUCUAAUUGCUUUAAAUUAAUGGUUGGGUAAGAACACAAGGUCUUGUACUCAUGGGACAAAACUCAAAGAAAUGAAAAUUAGAAAAUUUAAAAGAAAUUCAGUAUUCCUUGUGUUCUUACCCAAUCAUUGUUCAAAGCAAUUAGAGCUGUCAAAUUACUACAACACGUUAUAGGUAAUUUGAAUUUGAAAGGGUUCACUUUUUUUUUAGACACACUGUACUGUAAAUAAUGAGUUAUAUUGUUAUUCUAAUGAGUUUCACAGCCAUCUUCCCUUCGACAGGCCAUAGCCGUUUAUUCAUAAAUGUGGUUCUUUCACCGUCACGUGUGUAUUUGUGUAUUGUAUUUUUACCAAAUCCACCAAUAGCAAUUUCCAGCUUCCGUAUUGUUCGAGUCACGGAUAGGUGACUUUCCUGAAACAUUCCUAUUGGUUAGUUGGGAAAAAAUACAAUACACACGUGACGGUGAAAGAACCACAUUUAUGAAUAAACGUUGACCAACAUAGAUAAAUGAGUUAUAUUGUUAUUCUAAUGAGUUUCACAGCCAUCUUCUCUUCGAUAGGCUAUGGAUAGGCUAUACUGUCAUAAAUGUUUCGUAUACUGUACAACAGAAAAAUACACUAUAAUUGUGGAGGACAGAAACUUGUUUAGUGAUUUUGUACUGAGCUUGUGAUGUCCACUACCCAAACUUAAAAUCUGGUAUCCCUUGGGUAUCAGGAUACUGCAAAUUUCAAGCCCUGUAUAUUUUUGUUUUUUCUUCUUUAGAAAAUCGCCCUCCAUACAUCACGAUGCCGAAGCGACUCUAUGCAUUCGAAAAUGGUGAAUUUAAGUGGGUCUUUAAUGCGACAGAUCCUGAAGGAUAUCCGUUGGAGUAUGGUUAUCACCCAAACACAACCAUCAACAAUGUUUCAAUCAGUGAGGGAAAUGAUGGAACACAUAAUAUAAUAAUUUCUCGAACGAAGUCUGGUAUGAUUGUCUUAAGAGUAAAAGAUGGGGCAGAUAAAACAAUCACGAGUACCCAUAUAAUAGAAAUUGUUGCUGUUCCUUGUUCUUGUCAAAAUGGAGGUAAUUAUUAGUGCCACAAGCUUAUAAAAAUCACAGUACCAUUCCCUUGAGUUAAGCUUUCCUAUCGACGUUUGAGGCUAGGGUAUUGUUACUUGAUUGGUAACGCAUUCUGACAAGUUGAGUUGUGUUUGGGUACACACGUAAAAACCGACAAAUUGUAACAAACCUGCAGUGGACUUGUAGCAAUGCUGUUCCAACAACUUGUUACUGACAAGAUGUGCUCGCAUUGCUUGUUCCCAGCUUGUUGUCAAACUGUCAACGGCUUGUUGACAACUCGCUACAAGGUUGUUGAGCUAACAGACUUGUUACAAGUUGUUCCAACAACUUGUUAUCGUCCUGCAAUUCAACAGUUUGUCAACAAGUUGUGAGUGACAACCUUGUAGCAACUUGAUAAAAUUGUUACAACUUGUCGGCAAGCUUGCUACAAGCCUGUUGCAGACACAGCUUGUUGACAAGUUGUGACACUUUUUACGCGUGUACUGUGAACUUAGUCUAAAUUGUUUUUACUUCCAAGGCCAAUGUAUAUCACCCCUCAGCGAAGGAAGAAACAGAACGGGCAGUCAAGGUAUAACAAUAAUAUGUCUUUAUCUGGUUAUUGAAGCCUUUUCCAAGUAUUCUCUUCAAUGACGUGUCAAAAUCAAACUAUUCCACCAUAGGCAUAGCUCAGAAAGAUCAGAAUUAAGACAUCUGAUGUAUCCAAUAUUGUCUUUCAUUAAGGUACGCAGAAAACCAACAUAACUGUAUCAACGAAACGCGACGACCUCUCAAACUACUCAUGCAGCUGUAUUAAACCCUACACAGGGCGGUUUUGUAAAAAAAGUCCAUGUCAUAACUUCCCAUGUUUUCCCGGUGUGAAAUGUAUGGUCACAGCUGAUGAUGAGUACAAUUGCGAGAAUUGUCCGUCGAGGUUUGAAGGAGAUGGAAAGAAAUGCAAGAUUCUCACUAGCGAAGGUAAGGUAUCACAGAAGAUAUGAUAAAUGCAAAUGAAAAAUGGACACAGUUUUAUCUUUAUGCCAGUUUAUAUGGGAAGCACAAGGGCCAGUUUCGUAACGCCAGUUUCACAACGCGCUACCCCUUCCCGCUCGGUCCAGGAUAGAGAAUUUACUUCUGUUGGGUAAAUGACACACGCAAGAUCUCACAUCUUGUAGCAAGUCUGCCAACAAGCCGUCAACAAGUUGUGUUCGCACUGCUUGUCCCAAGUUGUCAAAAGUUUGAAACAAGUUGUUAACAUUUUGUAACGACCUUGAUAUUAUCAGACUUGUUGCAAGAUUGCUCCAACAAGUCCGAUACAGUCAUGAUAUAACAAUAUUGUUACAACCUUGUGUCGUCAACCUUGUAACAUUCUUGUUAUAUCAUGACUGUAUAAGACUCGUUAGAACAACCUUGUAACAAGUCUGAUAAUGCCAUCAAGCCUAUUCCAAACUGUUAACAAAGUUGUCAACGGCUUGAUGACAACUUGCUACAAGGUUGUUGUGCUCAACAGAUUUGUUACAAGUUAUUCCAACAACUUGUUAUAUAUCGUCCUGCGAUUCAACAAUUUGCCAACAAGUUGCGAGUGACAACCUUGUAGCGACUUGAUAAAAUAACAGCAUUGUUACAACUUGUUGACAAGCUUGCUACAAGCCUGUUGCGAACACAUCUUGUUGACAAGUUGUGAAACUUUUACGUGUGUACUUGGAAACUCAUGUUGGUAGAAUGUGCAUGCUCUCACAGAAGCCAACCUUGAUAUUUUUAACUAUAUUUUUCAGACACAGUGAUAGUCAAGGGAGAGUUUACUAUCGUUUCUGGAUUGAUAUGGCAAGCUAAUCUUUCGAACACAACUUCCCUUUUUUACAAACAGGAAACGGCUCAAAUUGUAACUAAGGUAUUUCGUCGUAAUUUAUAUUGCUCCGUUCAAUUUUGACUAGCAAGACAAACCGAAUGCCGUUCAUCUUUAGAUAAUGGAAAUCUAUAGAGAUACAAAGGAAUUUGUGCACGUUGUUAUUACUGGUUACAGGUAGGCCUCUUUGAACUAAAUAUAUUUGUAAAAUAAUUACAGUCGAUUAGUCGCACACCUAUUAAUGGACACCCCUCUUAACGCGGCGCGAUACAGUUUUAAAAAACCCAGAAUUAUUACUGUACUUAUUGUCAUUGAAAAACAAAAUUCAAAAAGUAUCUUAUUGAUGUAAAACAACACCUAAACGUUGCUUUACAUCAGUAAGAUACUUUUUGUUUUUCAACAAGUAAUAAUUCUCCAAAAAUACGGAUCUAAAUCGUGAAUUUUCCAUUCUUAAAAAACUUUAUCGAGCCACCGCUUUCUGAAAAAAGGUAUCAAUUUCCCGUGCGUAAUACAAAAUGACUGAAAAAUGGCAAACUUCGCAGGGCUAUAUUAUCCGCAUUUUACAACAUUUCGCAACGAAACUUCGGAAUACUACUAAUUUUGUGAUGCUCUUUCAAGCUGUGAUAAAAUGUUUGUCUAGAUCAAAAUUUUGUUCAUUAGGUAAUAGGUCCAUUUCUUUUGGGGAGCUUCGCUCGCCCCAAUUUUACUUUCUUUCCCUGGGGGACCUCGUCCAGAAAACUUCUAUAUUUUUGAUGCUCAAUGACAGCAUUUCUGGCAUUUACUGGAGCAUCCACAAGGAAAACAAGCAAAUGAGAAAACUGUACACAAUGGGUUUAGAACUGCACAUUUUGUGAAGAACUGCACGUUAAUUAAAAUUAAUACUUUAUAUAGAAAUAAUUUCAGCAAAGCCAAAGGAAGUGUGGUCGUAGACUUUAAAAUUGUUUUUAAAAAGAAAUUAAAUUAUCCUCUGAAGCUAUUGAAAACGCAUUUGGCAGGAAACAAUGGGAGCUUGGGAAGUUUUAAAGUGUAUCCUCACAGCGUAAAAGAAAAAAGUUAGUAAAUCUUCAUUAUUUAUUUUUACUGUCGUUCCAAUUGAAGUGUUGCUCAAAUAUUGAUUCAAUACAUUACCUCGCGCUGACCAAUUCAUUUGAUCAAGUUCCUCGAGAUAUUCAUACACUUCCUAGUAUAAUUGUAAACUUCCUGUUGAAUAGUUUGAAUGCACCAAUCACCUUUGUUUAGAAAGGAAGUGACCAGAAAUGAUCAAAUACUUGGAAUUGGCUCUUUCACAGGAAGUGUAUGAAUAUCUCGAGGAACUUGAUGAAAUGAAUUGGUCAACCUGAGGUAAUGUAUUGAAUCAAUAUUUGAGGAACACUUCAAUUGGAACGACAGUAAUGAAUGGAUUUAUACUGGACAGCUCAUCGUUUUAUACUGGACAGCUCAUGGUUCAUUGGUACUACAGGGAGAAACCGAAUGUUAGCAAACUUCGAGUUCUGUUUGAAUCAUUCUCCCUAAAGGCAGCUGGCAUAGGAAAAGAUAUUUUACCUUCUCAGGGACUGCAAGAAAACAUUGAAAAUGUUCUGCAAAUAACCAAGUAAAUCGACACUUGGACACUAACGCCUGAAUUCUAAAAGCUCGCUCACACUCACACUCAAUGAGUGGAGGUUCAAUCUGAACUUUUCUUCAGUGUCAAUGCUGUUUUUAAAUAGCUGGAGGGGGAGUAGUCACAUAGUAAGGUACGACACUAACCCCCCAGCUAUUCAAAAAACAACAUUAAUUGACACUCAAGAAAAGCUCAGGUGGAACCUCCACCCAUUGAGUGUGAGUGAGCUUUUAGAAUAUGGGCGUAACUGUUGCAUGGCCUUUUUUGACUAUACAACUGGGAGGGGCAAAGCCCCCCCCCCAGUCAAAAUUCGUUUUCUCUAAAAUAUAAGAGAAACUAUAUUGGGCUAGUAUUCCAAAGGUCGUAGGUUUGAUUCCCACCGUGGCCGGGUAUAUUUUUCAAGCUCGCCCGAUGUGGAUAUACACUCAGAGUAACAUCACAAACAUUAUAUUCACCUGAGUACACAACACCAACACAGAAAAAAAUCAUAUCACUAGAUUACAUUGGUAUCGAAGGAACUAGAUUCUGUUCCGAAAUAUCACUUACUCGAACCGACCUGACCGCGUCGUUCAGUUGCCAGAGCAUUGGGCUAGUAUUCCAAAGGUCGUAGGUUCGAUCCCCACCGUGGCCGGGCAUAUUUUUCAAGCUCGCCCGGUGUGGAUAUGCACUCAGAGUAACAUCACAAACAUCAUAUAUUCACCUGAGUACACUACUCCAACACAGAAAAAAAUCAUAUAAGCAAAACAUUGGACGAAAAAUGUAAUUUAGAAGGGAGGUUUGACGUUCUGGUAACUGAACCCUGCUUCGUGAAUCUUAUGUCAUGUAUUUUAUUAUGUAUUAUGUCUUUUUAAAAAUGCUAAACAUUGGGUUGUAAAUACCUUAGAUUUUAAAAAUGUUCCUGCAGUGGAUAGCAUAUCCCAGACCCUGUUCACUUGGAAAUUUUUAAAAUCUAAGGUAUUUACAACACAAUGUCACAAUGUUUAACAUUUUUAAAAAGAUAUUGAAUCAUUUGAAGUUACUAGAAUAUCAAACUCCCUUCUGGAGGGCUUUGCCCGCUGUCUCAGAGCCAGAGGCGAAAUGCAUAGACGCUCUGCCAUUUUUAGAAAUGUUUAUCUCAGAAUGUUUCAUUUUCUUUUUGUUAGAAACAUCAGAUUCCGACGGCAAGGACGACAAUUCAUAUUUUGGACUUCACAAGUCCGUUUUUAUCGUGGUCAUGUGUCUGGUCUCACUCUUAGCACUGACAGCCAUUGUCGUGUGUGCAAUUUGCAUAAAAAAGAAAAAUAUUAAUAUUAUUAUAUUAUGUACGAAUUUUUACAAUCGUGAAAUUGUUCCUUCAAGCAGCAAUGCCAAUGGCACGACUCGUCCUCCAAAGAAGAAUAACCAAGUGAUGGAUCUUCACAGCGUGGCGACGUAG
Paramuricea clavata is the source of this 7414-nucleotide messenger RNA. NCBI's taxonomy places the organism in Eukaryota, Metazoa, Cnidaria, Anthozoa, Malacalcyonacea, Plexauridae. The record is from the annotation of a GenBank genome assembly.